AUGCCAGUCACAAGAAGUCAAUCUAAGAUCCUGGCCAGCCAAGACCCGAGCCCAGCACAGGAGAAUCGGAUCUCCAAGUGCUUGGAACGGGAACAAGACAUGACAAGAUCGUUCGUUGAAUGGCUUGAUCUUGACUAUUCCCACAACUCGAUCCUAAAGCAGAACGAUACCGACUGGAAGCUCAUUCUCAAGAAGGCGCGAGAAGCUGAUGGCUGUCGCCAAAUCACUUGGACAAUUCCCGUGGAAAAUGACCAGAGACUAUGGAUUAUCAUACUCUACUCUAACGCGAUGGGUCAAACCUUGGAAGACUGGUGGCGAAGAGCUCAGCGAGACGAGUUUCGCCAGUCGGAUGCAAUGACACAAACCAUGAAAGAAGUCAUCUUCUUACCGGAUCCUGGAUCCCCGGACAAUUUCCACAGCAGUCUCAACGACAAGGCAAUCUUAAUUUAUCAGUAUAUGUCUACCCAUUGGAAAUUCAUAAUGGAUUGCUUUUCUAAACCUAGUCGUCCUGAUAUGAUCUAUGAGGUCUGGACGGUCUAUUUUCCGGUUGAGGAUAUUGUUGCUAUCUUGGAAUCGAACCUCCAUUCUAGAUUCCCGAGGAUGAGAAACCCCGGCUUUCUACCUGACGCAUCAGAAGACCCUCUCGGCGCGAUCUUGUUUCAAAUCAUCGCCUUGGUGUCUGGCGAAGUCGAAUACAAAGGACGAAGCUGCAAGCAGAUUGCGUGGUUUAUGAACUGGAAAUCGACUGGAGAGGAGAAAAUCUUUAAAGAAAUAGUGCGGUUUAGGAAAAAUAAAGAAGAAAGGCCAGCAGUGAUGGAUGUGUUCAUCAAGGAGCUACAGGGUCUGGGAAUGCUGGGAUAUGAGUCCUGCCAUGCUAAGUUUGAGGAAAUUAAAAAAUACACUUAG
Penicillium salamii is the source of this 906-nucleotide messenger RNA. NCBI's taxonomy places the organism in Eukaryota, Fungi, Ascomycota, Eurotiomycetes, Eurotiales, Aspergillaceae. The record is from the annotation of a GenBank genome assembly.